Castor canadensis (American beaver) is the source of this 1539-nucleotide messenger RNA. It is a transcript of the gene Cacul1, whose product is annotated as CDK2 associated cullin domain 1. Gene Ontology annotation, biological process: ubiquitin-dependent protein catabolic process; positive regulation of protein kinase activity; G1/S transition of mitotic cell cycle. The record is from RefSeq and is a predicted model, not a curated record. Gene Ontology annotation, molecular function: protein kinase binding; ubiquitin protein ligase binding. Lineage: Eukaryota; Metazoa; Chordata; Mammalia; Rodentia; Castoridae.
GGAAACUGUUGUAAAAUGUCGUGAAGUCCGUCUCGGCUUUACGGCUGCCGCUCCUAGAACGAGAGCCCCGGAGCGCCCACCACAGUCAGCUUUUCCUCCAAAAGAGUCGGCCCGGCGGAGAGCGAGAGGCCCUGCUGCCCUCACUGCCGCGCUCCGUUCCGGCCCCCGGCGAUGUGAACUGCAAGAGGUUACCGUGCCGCCCCGCCCCCCCCACCCCCGGGCCCGGGGGUUGAGACGGGCGACAGGUGCCUGUGAGGCGGGCGGGUGCCGGGGGCCAGCAGGAUGGAGGAAAGCAUGGAGGAGGAGGAGGUGCUCACCUACGAGGCGAUGAUGGACGACCAGAACCACAACAACUGGGAGGCUGCUGUGGACAGCUUCCGGCAGCCGCCGCCCCCCUUGUCGAUCCCAGCCCCUGUCCGAGAGCCUCCGGGGGGCCAGCUGCUGGCCGUGUCCGCAGUCUCGAUAGACAGGAAGGGCCCUAAGGAGGGGCUCGCCAUGGGGCCGCCACCGCCGCCGCCGGAGGCCAAUGGGGUGAUCAUGAUGUUGAAGAGCUGCGACGCGGCCGCCGCCGUGGCCAAGGCGGCCCCCGCCCCCACCCCCAGCUCCACCAUCAACAUCAACACCUCCACCUCCAAGUUCCUAAUGAAUGUUAUAACUAUUGAAGAUUAUAAGAGCACAUACUGGCCAAAAUUGGACGGUGCCAUAGAUCAACUUUUAACCCAGAGUCCUGGUGACUAUAUCCCCAUAUCCUAUGAACAGAUAUACAGUUGUGUGUAUAAGUGUGUAUGCCAGCAGCAUUCGGAGCAGAUGUAUAGUGACCUGAUUAAAAAGAUAACUCAUCACUUAGAGAGAGUCUCAAAGGAGCUGCAGGCCAGCCCUCCAGACCUCUAUAUUGAAAGAUUUAAUAUAGCUCUUGGGCAGUACAUGGGAGCAUUGCAGAGCAUUGUGCCUCUUUUCAUAUAUAUGAAUAAAUUUUACAUUGAAACCAAGCUCAACAGAGACUUAAAAGAUGACCUUAUUAAGCUGUUUACGGAACAUGUUGCAGAAAAGCACAUUUACAGCCUAAUGCCUUUACUUUUAGAAGCCCAGUCAACACCAUUUCAGGUCACACCUUCAACUAUGGCAAAUAUUGUGAAAGGCCUGUAUACUCUCAGACCAGAGUGGGUUCAGAUGGCUCCAACUCUAUUUUCUAAAUUUAUUCCAAACAUUCUCCCUCCGGCAAUGGAAUCCGAACUUUCUGAAUAUGCUGCUCAAGAUCAGAAACUUCAGAGAGAACUUAUACAGAAUGGUUUUACCAGAGGUGACCAGUCCCGGAAGAGAGCUGGGGAUGAGUUGGCUUAUAACGGUUCAUCUGCAUGUGCAAGUUCCAGGGGCUACAGAUAGUGAAUGUGUUGAAUGUACUUUCCUCCCGGAGAGAGGACACACUGGAGCUGCAGAGACUGUGUUCUGAGCACAGCAGCCUGCACCACUCAGGAGCUCUGUCACAAGGCUGUUCUUGGGAGAGGAUGCCAGACUCUUACUUGGUUUGUAAUUUUAAAA